Archocentrus centrarchus (flier cichlid) is the source of this 1673-nucleotide messenger RNA. Its product is annotated as E3 ubiquitin-protein ligase TRIM39-like. The record is from RefSeq and is a predicted model, not a curated record. NCBI's taxonomy places the organism in Eukaryota, Metazoa, Chordata, Actinopteri, Cichliformes, Cichlidae. Gene Ontology annotation, molecular function: protein binding; zinc ion binding.
AUUCCACCUCUGUUUCUGUUUUUCAGGGUGUGGAAAUGUUUGCUGCCGGCGGUUUUUUGACUGAAGACCAGUUUCUGUGCUCCAUCUGUCUGGACGUGUUCACCCAUCCGGUCAGCACGCCAUGUGGGCACAACUUCUGCAAAAGCUGCAUCACGCAGCACUGGGAUAUCAACUUCCCCUAUCGGUGUCCGCUGUGUAAAAAGGUCUUCUACGUUAGACCUGAGCUGCAGGUAAAUACAUUAAUCGCUGAGGUAUCUACUAGCUUGAGACUGUCAGCUCAGCAGGAAGCCAGAGGCAGCGGAUCAGAGCGGCAACACGCCAAACCAGGAGAGGUUCCCUGUGAUGUCUGCAGUGGGACCAAACUGAAGGCUCUGAAGUCCUGCCUGGUGUGUCUGGCCUCCUACUGUGAGACUCACCUGGAGCCUCAUCAGACUGUUUCAGGUCUGAAGAAACAUCAGCUGAUCGACCCAGUAAAGAACCUGGAAGGCAGAAUCUGUUCAAAGCACGAUAAACUGCUCGAGCUCUACUGUAAGACCGACCAGACGUGCGUCUGCAUGCUCUGUGCCAUUUUAGACCACAAGACUCACAAUGUUGUUCCCCUGAAGGAAGAAUGUGAAGGGAAGAAGGCAGAACUGAAGCUAACACAGGAUCACGUUCAGGCGAUGAUCCUGAAAAAAGAGGCUAAGAUUCAGGGGCUCAGAUCCUGCGUGGAGCUCAGUAAGAAAGCUGCAGACAGACAGAUAGCAGAAGGUGUUCGGAUCUACACUGCUCUCAGGGAGUCUGUUGAAAAAGGCCUGAACGAGCUCAUCGAGGCAGUCGAUGAGAAGCAAAGAACAGCAGAGAAACAGGCCGAAAGCUUUAUCAAGCAGCUGGAGCAGGAAAUCAUUGAGCUGACGAAGAGAAGCUCUGAGGUGGAGCAGCUCUCCCGCUCUGAAGACCACCUCCAAUUUAUCCAGAACUUCUCUUCCAUAAAAGCUGCUUCAGCCAUCAAGGACCGGACAGAAUCCAGACUGCAUCCACCCUCAUUUGAAGGGAUGGUGACGAGAGCUGUGAGUCAGGUGGAGAAGAUGCUCAGCAAACAGAUGAAGAUUCAGGUUGAGGCUGAUCUGAGGAGGGUCCGGCAGUACGCCGUGGACGUUACUCUCGAUCCUGAUACAGUGAAUCCCAAACUCAUCCUGUCUGAAGACGGAAAACUGGUGAACAAGGCUGACAAAGAGAAUAAUGUCCCAGACAAUCCAGAGAAACUCUCUGUUUGCACUCAGCAAAGCUUCUCUUCAGGAAGAUUUUACUAUGAGGUUGAAGUAAAAGGGAAAACUGAGUGGGCUUUGGGAGUGGCCGGAGAGUCCGUCAGCAGGAAGGGUGAUAUUCCACCGAGCCCACAGAGCGGCUGCUGGACGAUAUGUUUGAGGCACAGAAACGAGCACUUUGCUGCUGCUGCUGCUGCUGAUGCAGACGUUCAUCUCUGUCUGAGGGCGAAGCCUGAGAAGGUGGGGUUUGUGGACUAUGAAGAGGGCGUGGUCUCCUUCUAUGACGCUGAUGCUGCAGCUCUCAUCUACUCUUUCACUGGAUGCUGUUUCACUGAGAAACUCUUUCCAUACUUUAGCCCCGGUAACAAUGAUGGUGGAAAUAACUCCACCUCUCUGAUCAUCUCACCUGUCAGUCACCCUGAGUAG